Molecule: messenger RNA, 2433 nt
Organism: Talpa occidentalis (Iberian mole)
Lineage: Eukaryota; Metazoa; Chordata; Mammalia; Eulipotyphla; Talpidae
Gene: GEMIN2
Product: gem nuclear organelle associated protein 2
Exons: 10
Coding region: 58-867 (269 amino acids)
Biological process (GO): spliceosomal snRNP assembly; spliceosomal complex assembly
Cellular component (GO): spliceosomal complex; nucleus; SMN complex
Source: RefSeq, a predicted model, not a curated record
GGCGCUGUGACCUAGCCUUAGCGCAUGCGCUGAGUAGGACUAGCUUGGUUGAGCACUAUGGCGUGGGUACCAGCGGAGUCUGCAGUGGAAGAAUUGAUGCCCCGGCUAUUGCCAGUGGAGCCCUGCGACUUGACAGAAGGUUUCGAUCCCUCGGUGCCCCCGAGGACGCCUCAGGAAUAUCUGAGGCGGGUCCAGAUCGAGGCAGCUCAAUGUCCAGAUGUUGUGGUAGCUCAAAUUGACCCAAAGAAGUUGAAAAGGAAGCAAAGUGUGAAUGUUUCUCUUUCAGGAUGUCAACCUGCUCCUGAAGGAUAUUCCCCCACACUUCAGUGGCAACAGCAACAAGUGGCACAGUUUUCAACUGUUAGACAGAGUGUGAACAGACAUAGAAAUCACUGGAAAUCACAACAGUUGGAUAGCAAUGUGAUGAUGCCAAAAUCUGAAGAUGAAGAAGGCUGGAAAAAAUUUUGUUUAGGUGAAAGAUUAUGUGCCGAAGGGGCUAUUGGACCAGUCACAAAUGAAAAUCCUGGAAUAGAUUAUGUACAAAUCGGUUUUCCUCCCUUGCUUAGUAUUGUUAGCAGAAUGAAUCAGGCGACAGUCACUAGUGUCUUAGAAUAUCUGAGUAAUUGGUUUGGAGAAAGAGACUUUACUCCAGAAUUGGGAAGAUGGCUUUAUGCUCUAUUGGCUUGUCUUGAAAAACCUUUAUUACCUGAGGCUCAUUCACUGAUUCGGCAGCUUGCAAGAAGGUGCUCUGAAGUAAGGCUCUUAGUGGACAGCAAAGAUGAUGAAAGGGUUCCUGCUUUGAAUUUGUUGAUCUGCUUGGUUAGCAGGUAUUUUGACCAACGUGAUUUAGCUGAUGAGCCAUCUUGAUGCAGCUGAUCUGAGUAGAAGAAACUUGUGAUAGGCAGCCUAAGCCCGUGGAAGUAUAGUACCAACUCAAGCAUGGAUUACAUCGUAUCUUCAAUGCUUUGUGAAGGGUUCUCGUAAUCUGUGCCAUUCAAGUUGAUAUCCAAAAGACAGGUUGUAUUGAUUUGAAUGUCUGAAGUAUCUUUUGGAAAAAUAUCAUCCAGUUUUUGAUAGUUAAAUUUUUUUGUAAUUACAUGCUUUUAAAACAAAUUAAGUGCCAUUUUUUGGUGAAACAUCCUACACAGAAACUGUAUAAUGAAAUUUUAUAGAGGUCCUUGGUGCUGUUUCAUUGUUUAUUUACAAAUAUACACAUAAAAUUUUCUUGAAAAUGUUAUUUUGGUUACUAAAAUUUUAUUUGACUCAAAUGAAAGAAAAGACAAUGGAUAAAUGUCUUUAAUAUUAAGAUGAAGAUAAUCUAUCAAUAGAUUAAAUGGAAAGUAUGUAUGUUCACAACAAAAAAUUAAACAUUUUCCCAUUAGCUUCCAUACAUUUAUUUCUAAUUCAUUAUACAAAACUUUUUGUUAACAAAUCAUUUUCAACAAUACAUUAAUAGAUCAAUUUCUAUUUUCUCAGUCAAAUCCUUUGUUCAUAUCACUUAAAAUUUUUCUAUUUUUUUAUCAGGAAUGCUUUCUACUUUAAGUAAUAGAAGAUUCAAGUAGCAAAUGUUUUUCUUUUCUUUUUUUUAAAGAUUUAUUUAUUUGUGCAUACAAGAACUGGGGUACCGGCCAGAGGUGUGGGGGUGACAGGAUUCACCAGAGACAGAGUGGGGAACAGAGCAGGCAGAUUGACUGAAAUACACUGCUGAGGGGAGCAGCGGGCGAGUUAGGAGAGGUCUGAUGUGCCAUGUGGAUAGCUCCCUGGCCGGGGAUUGAACUCAGCUGCAGUGGCUGCUGAUAGCUUCAUAGGUUGCAUCUUAACCCCUUGGGCCACCAGGGAGGCCCAAGUAGCAAAUGUUUUUCAAAUAGCAAUUUAUUAAUAGGAAAUCUAGAGAAGCUGGUUACUGAUUCUGGCUCAGUGACUCCAUGAUACCAAGGUCUCUGAGAGUCUUUUGGUCUUUCCCUCACAAUAACAAGAUAGCCAUUCCAUUUCAAGAUAGUGAGUCUGCACCCAAGACAGGAAAGCGGGGAAAGUAUGAUAGAGAGUCUUCCACAGCUGAUCCUUCUCUCAUAAAAGCAAAACCUCAGAAAUCCCACAACAGAUCCCAACAUACUUUAUUGGCCACGAGUAUGUAACAUAAUUGCCUCCAGCUCCAAAAAGUGGAGUGGGGAAAUGAAAUUGUAAACUUUUCAAGUCUUUCUAAUGGGAGGUUGAUAUAUAAAAAAGAAUUAGGAAAAAAUGAAUUUGACAACUGGUUUUUUUUUGUUGUUUUUUUUUUAAAGAUUUAUGUUUUUAUUUAUACAAGCACUGGGUAUAGUCAGAGCGCGGGAGGGUGAGAGAAUUCACCAGAGCCAGAGCGGGAAGCAGAACAGGCCGAAGGACGGAAGUACACUGCUGAGGGGAGCAGCGAGCGGCAGGAGAGGUCUGCGCGCC